Messenger RNA from Eucalyptus grandis, 5435 nucleotides. Its product is annotated as formin-like protein 20. The record is from RefSeq and is a predicted model, not a curated record. The transcript has 18 exons. Bases 591 to 4562 code for a protein of 1323 amino acids. Lineage: Eukaryota; Viridiplantae; Streptophyta; Magnoliopsida; Myrtales; Myrtaceae.
CCAGGUUCUCGUGUUGCAGAGGCAGGUCCUGGUCUCACCUUAGUGUUCUUCUUCUUUCCCUCUUCCUCUCUCUCUCUCUCUCUCUCUAUCUCUUCUUCUCUCUCUUCUUCGUCUUCUUCAUCUCAGUCCACUUCUCUCUCUUCUUUCUCUCUCCUCCCCACCACCACCUGCUCGGAGCCCUAAUUCGCCCCUACCCAUCUCCCGCAUUUCCCCAAUUCCUUAACUUUAUCCCACUGCGGAAUUCCUCUCAAGAACCCGCGAUUCCCCUCCGCGCGUUCUUGAAUUUUCCCGGACGAUCGGCCCUCGGCUCCGCCCUCCUCUGCAAUCGGCAUUGCGCGUGCCCAGCUGGGUUCCUUCUGUCCCCGGCGUCCGGGGUUGGUUUCGAUUGAUCGCGCGGAGGGAUUUUGUUGGGUUAGAUCUGUAUGGCGGUUGGUGGGUCGUGAAGGGAGGCGGGUUUUCGAGAUUGGUGGCGCCGCCCGAGAUCCGUCAUGGUGGUGGGCUUUCCGUGACGUCGAUCCGGGUCGGGAAGAAGGGCGGCCGGCGGAAUCGAGAGCUUUGGAUCCGAUCGGCGGGGAAACAGCGCCACGUAGAUGGCGCUGUUCAGACGGUUCUUCUACCGGAAGCCGCCGGAUAGGCUUCUGGAGAUCUCCGAGAGGGUCUACGUUUUCGAUUGUUGCUUCUCAACGGAUGUCUUGGAAGAAGAUGAGUACAAGGUCUACAUGGGUGGCAUUGUAGCACAGCUUCAGGAUUACUUUCCUGAUGCUUCUUUCAUGGUCUUCAACUUUAGAGAAGGGGAGAAGCGGAGUCAAAUCUCAGACUUCUUGUCUAAUUAUGACAUGACAGUGAUGGACUAUCCUCGGCAGUACGAGGGUUGUCCCCUGCUGCCACUUGAAAUGAUACACCACUUCCUUAAAUCUAGUGAAAGCUGGUUGUCAUUGGAAGGGCAACAAAAUGUGCUUUUGAUGCACUGUGAAAGGGGAGGUUGGCCUGUGCUCGCGUUCAUGCUUGCUGGUCUCCUUUUAUACCGUAAACAGUAUAAUGGGGAGCAGAAGACUCUUGAAAUGGUCUACAAGCAAGCUCCUAAGGAGCUUCUUCAUCUUUUGUCUCCUUUAAAUCCACAGCCUUCGCAGUUGAGAUAUCUGCAGUACAUCUCCAGGAGAAACAUGGGUUCAGAUUGGCCUCCUUCUGAUACGCCUUUACUUUUGGAUUGCCUAAUUCUUAGACACCUUCCUCUUUUUGAUGGAGGCAAAGGUUGUAGGCCAGUUGUUCGUCUGUAUGGUCAGGACCCUUCAACACCAGCCAAUAGAAGCUCUAAGCUUCUCUUUUCAAGUUCUGAUAUGAAAAAGCAUGCCCGACUUUAUUUACAGGCAGAAAGUGUACUGGUCAAAAUUGAUAUUCAAUGCCGUGUCCAAGGUGACGUUGUUCUCGAGUGUAUCCACCUGGACGAGGAUCUAGUUCGAGAAGAGAUGAUGCUUAGAGUUGUCUUUCACACAGCCUUUGUACGGUCAAAUAUAUUGGUGCUGAAUCGCGAUGAAGUUGAUGCUAUGUGGGAUGCCAAGGAUCAGUUCCCAAAAGAAUUUAAGGCGGAGGUACUCUUUGUGGAUGCUGAUGCGGAUGUCCCUAAUCCCACCUCAGAAGAUGGAAAUGAGGCUGAAAGUACUUCACCUGAGGAGUUCUUUGAGGUCGAAGAGAUAUUCAGUAAUGCGGUAGAUGCACAAGAAGGGAAGGGGGAGAGCAAUGUAAGUACUUUGCAAGGCAAACCUGAUGAUGGUGAUGUAAAAGAAGUAGGAAAGGAGGACGUGGAUGCUCAUUCAUUUCAAGAUUGUGCAUCGGAUGAUGGAAACCUCAGAAAUAAUGUGAAGGCUCAUUCCGGAUAUGAUGCUGUAAAAGACAUAGUCGUAGAUGAUGUGAAGUACAAGGAUGAUCAGGGUAUGGAUCCUGGUCUCCACAUGGUGAAGGACAUAGGCAUAGAUAAUGGGAAUAUUAAGUUGGAUUCCACAGCAUUGGAAGAUGAAGGACCAAGAAAUAUAGGUGGUUUGCAUGACAAAAAUGAAGAGUUCGAAAAUGGAUUUGGGAUAGAAGACCCCCCUACACGUAAGAAGGCAGAGUCCAGAUCCUUACAGCAAAAGUCGACUGAUGUGGGUACACAAAAGGCUGAGAAGUCCAUGCUACCUACUUCAAAGAAGCUGCCGUCGAAUCAUGCUAAGACAUCUUCAGAUUCAAUUGCUUCAAAACAGAAGAUAAAACAGCAAGAAUCCCAGGGCACUAAUGGGAGACAAGCAAAGCCCAACACAAUAACUAGGUGGAUCCCUCCCAAUAAAGGUUCUCACGCCAAUUCAAUGCACGUAUCGUAUCCACCUUCUAGAUAUAAUAGUGCACCACCUGUUCUUGCAGUUUCUUCAAAAGAGUCUAGUACAGGUGCCAAAAAGUCCCAUCUAUCUCCAGCUGCCCCUGCGAUAGAGACUCACAAAUCUUCCCCUCCAUGUACAGAACAAUCAACGCAAGAGGAUUCUCCAGAUACGACUCCACAGCCCAGCCCACAGGAAAAGGUGACUGCUCCACCUCCGCCACCUCCGUCUCCACCUCCUCCUCCUCCCCCUACACCACCUCCCCCACCUCCUCCCCCAACCACCUCCUCAUGCAUAUGCCCCCACCUCCACCUCCUCCACCGCCACCUCCGGCACGUGGAGCCCCACCCCCUCCGCCCCCUCUUCCAUCACGUGAGCUCCACCUCCCCCUCCGCUUCCCCAUCACGUGGAGCCCCACCUGCCCCUCCACCUCCUCCACCACGUGAGCCCCACCUCCGCCUCCGCCACCGCCUCCCCCAUCAUAUGGAGCACCACCUCCGCCACCGCCUCCCCUUUACGUGGAGCACCGCCUCCACCACCGCCUCCCCUUCACGUGGAGCACCACCUCUGCCACCGCCUCCCCCUUCACGUGGAGCACCUCCUCCUCCUCCACCACCUCCAGGAAUUAGAAACCCACCUCCACCUCCCCCACCUUCUCGAGGUGCUCCACCGCCCCCUCCUCCACCACUGCGAGGAGCUCCACCACCACCUCCACCGCCUUUGGGCAGAGCACCACCACCACCACCUCCACCACUUUCUGGUGGAGCUGUCCCUCCACCUCCUCCAAUGCGUGGAGCCCCACUACCACCACCAGUUCCAGGAGCUCGUGCUCCAGGCCCUCCUGCUGCGCCAAGGCCUCCAGGCGGUGCACCCCCUCCACCUCCACCUUUUGGGGCAAAAAAUGCUGCAACUGAUGGCAGAAAUUUGCCUGCUGGAAGAGGGCGUGGCCUACCACGCCCUCCUGGUUCAGCUGCCACAGCACCUCGCCGAUCUUCUUUGAAGCCAUUGCAUUGGAGCAAAGUGACACGGGCACUCCAAGGAAGCUUAUGGGACGAGCUGCAAAGAUUCGGGGAAUCUCAGAUGGUGUCCGAGUUUGAUGUCUCAGAGCUGGAGAGCCUUUUUUCUACAGCCGUACCAAAACCAGCUGACUCAGGAGGUAAAUCGGGAGGGCGGCGAAAAUCGAUGGGAUCUAAAACUGACAAAGUCCACCUGAUUGACCUGAGAAGGGCGAAUAAUACAGAGAUUAUGCUCACAAAAGUUAAGAUGCCCCUUCCUGACAUGAUGGCUGCUGUGCUGGCAAUGGAUGAGUCGGUAUUAGAUGUUGAUCAGGUGGAAAACCUCAUAAAAUUCUGCCCUACAAAAGAGGAGAUGGAACUUCUGAAGGGCUAUACCGGUGAUAAGGAUAACCUUGGAAAGUGUGAACAGUAUUUUUUGGAGCUAAUGAAAGUGCCUAGGGUGGAGUCAAAAUUACGAGUAUUUUCUUUCAAAAUACAGUUCGGCUCUCAGAUUUCCGAAUUUAGAAAGAACCUAAACACUGUGAACUCUGCAUGUGACGAGGUCCGUAGUUCCUCCAAGCUGAAGGAGAUUAUGAAGAGAAUUCUCUUCUUGGGGAACAUGCUGAACCAAGGGACUGCAAGAGGAUCUGCAAUCGGAUUUAAGUUGGAUAGUUUGUUAAAACUUUCUGAUACACGUGCUACUAAUAACAAGAUGACUCUCAUGCAUUUUCUCUGUAAGAAACUUGCUGACCGCUCGCCAGAACUUCUUGAUUUUCAUCAGAAUCUUGUUAGCUUGGAAAUUGCGUCAAAGAUACAACUGAAAUCUUUAGCUGAAGAGAUGCAAGCUAUUAUUAAAGGAUUAGAGAAGGUAAAGCAGGAACUGGGUGCUUCUGAAAAUGAUGGCCCUGUCUCGGAUAUUUUUAGAAAGACCUUGAAAGAAUUUAUUGGUGUUGCUGAGGCAGAGGUCACAUCAUUGACGAAUUUAUACUCAAUUGUGGGAAGAAAUGCAGAUGCACUUGCAUUGUACUUCAAUGAAGAUCCAGCUCGUUGCCCGUUUGAGCAAGUUACAGCAACUCUGCUUAACUUUGUGAAAAUGUUCCGGCGAGCACAUGAAGAAAAUUGUAAACAGGCUGAACUGGAGAAGAAAAAGGCUGAUAAGGAGGCCGAAAUGGAAAAGGCAAAGGGAAUUAGCCUUACAAAGAAGGGUGUAAAUAGCUGAUUGGUGACUGUUCCCAUGUCUAUACUGGAAAAGGAGUUCCCUCUAUGCAGCGGCCCUGAUGACCGUUUGGCACUCAAUUGCAAUGACUGAUGCUGCUCCUAAUUGAUUUGGAAGCAGAUUGGUCUCGUGUUGGAGCAAAUGAUGAGUUCAUUUGACCCUUGCCAUCAAAGAUGAGUUCCUGACAGGGUCAAUCUCCUGUCAGAUCAAGCGAUGAGUUCCCUUGACACUUGCCAGGUCAAAGAACAUCAAGACUUAGCUUUUACACGACUGACGUGAUGCUGUUGAGUCAGACGAGCAAGUGCUGCUGUGUGAACUGGCAAUUAGAUAUCUGAUAAACAGCGAUAAGCUUACAUGAACAUCAGAAGAUUUUCAGAUUGGCCAGGAGAGUCGUUCUCCUGUGAAUUCGCGGCUUAGAUGGUUGAAGUGCAGUCUUCUUGGGAACGAACACUGGAAGGAUAAGUUGGAGCCAGUUCACCGUCGCAAAGGCCCAGUUUGGCUUCUGCUUUCGACAUUGGCUGGGCCAUUGGUUUUUUUUGGCACCAAGGUGGAUGCCGGCAGGAUGGUAGAGCACAAAGUCUGUCUGUACCAUGACACUGUACAAAGCUACUGACCUACUUGUAUUAGGAUACGAUUCUUUCCUCGAGUAACAUAGCUAGUCCAGUAUCUUUUUUCCCCUUUCAGAUUUGUUAGGACGGAUCCCGUUGAUUUUAGAUGUAUAGCUUUGCCAGGUUAAUUUAGAGAAAGUAGAAGGCGGGAUUCCUUGUGUAAUUGUGAGAUAACAGGAUAGGCUAUAUCGGUUAGCAAUUGCUUUUGUCUGUUACUCAAUUCAUUCUAUCGCCAUUAAUGAAAAUGAAAGGCUUACAUUCUUUUUCA